AUGGCCUUCAACAAUGCUCAAUUGCAUCCAGCUGCAGUGUUUAGCAACAAAGGGUUUAGCAGCCCUGCUGCCUAUUCUCGAUAUCUUCGCAGAUUUCGAGAUCGUCCCAUUCAACCCUCCUUCUCCAUUCAGCCCUCGGGUUUCACCAAAUAUGACCUGAAUGUGUCCUCUCUCAUUGAUAACUUGGGCUGGGGAUCACUGACUGAGGACAUGCGAUUCAGUUUCUGUCCAGAAGUAGUUCGCUUGUUCUAUGUGAAUCUUGUUCCAGGUCCUGGAUGUGAUCCUGCCUUCUUCACAACAACUGUGUUCAACUAUGAUAUCACAGUCACUCCUGCUUUGUUAGCGAAUCUCCUCGAUCUACCUCACACUGGGCUUAGAGCAGGCACUGAUGGUGAAUUCAUCUCUCGUGGAUUUAGAUUUGAUAUCGUUCUGGAUCGGUAUACGCGUGAUAUAGGCGAUUUCUAUCCUUCUCCCCUUGCAGCUGGUCGUCUCCCUGAUGAUUUGAAAGUGCUCCACUUCUUCAUCACCAGGCUUUUCUUGCCUCGUGAUCUCUCUGCUUCUGAUAUUCUUCACUCAGCUGACUUAUGGAUCUUGUCCAAUGCUAAAGAAGGACGUCUCAUCAGCUAUGCCUCACUCAUGUUCUCCCACCUCAUUAAGUUUGGUAUUGAGUACUACAGUGGUCCCCUACCCUUUGGACCCCAGAUCACCAACCUUCUGCACAAAGUGGGCAUUGAUCUGCGUGACAAGGUCAUGCGAUGCAAUGUGCUUGAUGAUCUUAGACCCCAGCAUGUUCUAGCCAAGCUCAAUGCUGAAGUUGGUCCCCGUAAGCCUAUCAUUGGCUCAGGGGGAGUCAUAACAAGUCCUGCAGCCUAUGCCUCUGGAAAAUUUGUUGAUUCUCUUGUUGAUGCAGCUGUCACGGUUAUUAAACAAGGAGCGACAGGUUCAGGCAAGCAGUCUACUGCCUUGAAACGACUGAGAGAGCAAGAUCUAAUGUGGCCCAAAUUUGUGUAUGAGGCAGGAGCAGUGAAUGACUCAUUCAGCUCUGACUCAGAGUCAGAAGAGUCAGAGGAAGGGGAUAGAAUCUCUGAGUACGAAUCUCCUCCAGAAUAUCCCUUCUAA
Linum trigynum is the source of this 1119-nucleotide messenger RNA. NCBI's taxonomy places the organism in Eukaryota, Viridiplantae, Streptophyta, Magnoliopsida, Malpighiales, Linaceae. The record is from the annotation of a GenBank genome assembly.